Messenger RNA from Talaromyces atroroseus, 1893 nucleotides. RefSeq lists its product as hypothetical. Gene Ontology annotation, molecular function: transcription cis-regulatory region binding; zinc ion binding; DNA-binding transcription factor activity, RNA polymerase II-specific. NCBI's taxonomy places the organism in Eukaryota, Fungi, Ascomycota, Eurotiomycetes, Eurotiales, Trichocomaceae. Bases 1 to 1893 code for a protein of 630 amino acids. Gene Ontology annotation, cellular component: nucleus. The transcript has 5 exons. Gene Ontology annotation, biological process: regulation of DNA-templated transcription; DNA-templated transcription. The record is from RefSeq and is a predicted model, not a curated record.
AUGGCAUGGCCUGCAUGCAUUCUCAAAUGUGACGCCAAACAGAAAUUCCCCAGUCCCUGUACUCGCUGUGAAAAAUUCAAUAAGAGCUGUGCCAUUGAUCCCUCCUUUCGCCGGACAGCUCGCCGACAACGUCUGCAUAUGCUGGAAAAUGAACUCCGUCAGCUUAAGGAAACCAUAGCUGAGCCUAGGGCACUACCUGGUGAAGGAAUAUCCACCCUGGAUGAGUCUUCAAACUCUCCGCAAGGUCGAGAACAAUCGAUUCAAUACGAAGAGCCACCAACCACAGAGGAGAUUAUUCCUGAUCUUCAGUCAACGGGUAUUUUCUGUGAUCCCCAGACGCUCGAGGAAGUCACGAUACCGCCGACUGUGAUAUGCGAUCUUUUUCAAGAGUAUAUGACAUGGUUCAAGGAAGGGUAUCCACGGGAAGCUAAUGCAUUGAAAACUCAGAUUCUACCGCUACUAUCAUCCCAGAUUUCCGCUGCUGUCCGACCUGAAAACGACAGUUCGAGAUUGCGUAUCAUGCCGCUUGCUUUUCUGGGCCAUCAUGGCCAUUGCCCAAUACGACGGUUGGCCGGCACUGAGAUAGCAUCAACCAUGCCGCCAUCUUUAUCGUUGAUCCACGCCCUUUUACUGUUGUGUUGCUGGCCACUUCCUUUUGAAGGAAUGAACACGGACCCGUCAUGGGUGUACUGUGGGAGUGCAACACAUAUGGCUUUGCAAAUGGGCAUCCAUCGCCCCGACCGUCUCAGGGAAUUUCGUCCUCAUCAUCAACAAACCAAGGAAGACGUUGUGAUGUGCUCCAAAACCUGGUUUUCAUGUUUUAUUAUUAAUCAAAGCCUGAGCUGCCAGCUAGGGAUUCCCUCCACAGUAAAGCUGGACCAUUCCAUACUACGGGCAGUCCAAGAAAAACGCACGGCUUGUCCACGUUCAAUUACAGAUUUGCUUCAAAUUGCUUACAAGUCGUUCUCUUUUUCUGAAUUGCUGGGUCAUUAUGGAGGCACACCAGAUGGAUUGCUUCCGGAUGCAAUCCCGAUGAUUGAGUCCAUUGAAAAUGACCUGAAUACUCUUGAAGCUGCCAACUGGGACUCGUGGUGUUUGACAGCAAAGACAUGCUUCCUUAAUCAAAAACUCUUUCUUUAUUCGUACAGCCUAACAACCCCGCAUUCUUCCUCUCAUUCUCUAUCAACAUUGCCCCCUGGCUACAAAACGACAUACUUUCUUUCACAGAUUUACACAACUGCCAUUCGUUUGAUUAACACAUGGUGUUCUUCAGUAUCAGUAUCUCCAUCGGAUUCAUCUACGUCGACUCCUAGCGAAAGUAUUGGUCGAUCAUGGACCAUCUUUGAGAGGAAUGCCUUGAUAUAUGCGGUGAUGCUACUCUUACAUCUAGCAGAACUAUCAACGAAUGCCAACGAUGACCUUCGCGAAGACUCCGUUACAAGAAAUAAUGCCAUCAGGUCAGUGUUGACGUAUGUGAAACCACAUUCAGUACGAGACAAUGAUAUAUUUGCACGAAUCUGUGAAAUUAUCGAAAUAACAUGCUCACUGGAAAACCAACCCGGUGGCAAUAUGCCUCGGGAUUCUCCAUCACCGGCCCAGUCUAAACCUUUCCCAGAAGUACGCUCCCGGAUGAGCUCCAAUUUAUCGUACACUGUCGCUCGCCGUGCAAGAAUGAGGCGUGAAAACAAGCGAAGUGGGGACAUUGCUAAGAAUCAAGAAGUAGACGGGACCCUGGAUUACAAUUCAGAUGACAAUUAUGGGUCAUUCGGCCAGAUGCUGUUGCCUCCGGCGCCUUUCCUAGAUUACUCACUCAGUUCUCUCUGGAGCUCCCUGGAUUUCGAUGCUGCUGAUCUGUUUGGUGGUGAAUUUCCAAGGCCGAAUGCCACAAUCUGA